Protopolystoma xenopodis is the source of this 828-nucleotide messenger RNA. NCBI's taxonomy places the organism in Eukaryota, Metazoa, Platyhelminthes, Monogenea, Polystomatidea, Polystomatidae. The record is from the annotation of a GenBank genome assembly.
AUGUCAGAUAUGCCUUGUAUCCAUUCUAUCGCAUCUACUUCUGCCUCUCAUUCAACCUUCCAGCCUCGACUCCCACGUGUAUCACUUGACUCCAUUUGCUCUUCCAAUUGCUCUUCGAUUGAUUCCUUUUCGAGGCCUCGGUAUCCUCCAGGCGUCAAUCAUCUUCGUUUGGCCACCAAUAAUGCUCAUCCUUACGAGGCAAGCCGUCAAGCAUUAUUACUCUGUUCUGCUCCGACUCCACGACAUCGCGCUGGCGAAGGACAUAAACUUUCUUUCUCUCUUCCUUGUUCGCGCUCUUCCUCAGCUUCGUCCGCUACUUCGGCAUCCUCAUCCUCUGUGCAUUCUAUCGUUGGUUCAGCUGCUUCUGGCGCUUCCUAUCACAACUGUCAUGGUCGAGCUUCUUCAUGCGAAUCUUCUUCUUCCUCUUCGUCAUCAUCUUCCUCCCUUUCCGCAUCUGAGUGUAGUGAUGUGUUUCCUAUCAAACCUCUUAAGUCUCUUCCUCUGACCACCGAUUCCAAUGGCCUAAAAACUGCAGCAUCACCUCAAGAAAGUACUACUUCAACAAUCAUAUCAACUUCCAUUACUAGGAUGCCCAAUCCUCAGAGUUCAGACCACAUAAUCGGUGUGAGACACAAAUUUUCUCAAUUCUGGGCCACAGAAAUUAGUGAUCAGGAAAUUUUAACUACAAAGAACAACGAUCGUCAAUUAUGUAUUCCUGACUCCAGCGCUAAACAUUGGGGACCAAUUCCAAGCUGCCAAUCGUUGUCGGCUACUGCUGGACAUGAAAAUUUCGCUUGUAAAUUCAAUUUAUAUUGUUAUCUCUCAUGA